This is a messenger RNA of Bursaphelenchus xylophilus (pine wood nematode), 441 nucleotides long. Lineage: Eukaryota; Metazoa; Nematoda; Chromadorea; Rhabditida; Aphelenchoididae. The record is from the annotation of a GenBank genome assembly.
AUGGUUUGGCGGAAGUCCGAACGAGAGUCGAAUCUAGUUCAGCAGAAUAAACAGCAUGAGGCCGAAAGAAAGAAACUCCUCGAGGGCAUCACACCCAUCAAGAUUAAGAAAAAUAUCAGGGAUCGGCAAUUGGCUACACAGGCCGCUGACACCACUGGCUCAUUGAAUUCUCUGGUCAGAAGAAUGGGAGAUGAAGUCAAGUUGAGUGAACAAACUACCACCAUUCUGAGUCAGUCCUCGGGGAUGCUAUCGGAUACCCAGGGUCAUAUGGGAACUAUUGGGCAGACAAUCAGAGCCAGUGGGAAGUUACUUCACAAGUAUGGACGUCGAGAAUUCACAGACAAGAUCUUGCUCAUGCUGGCCUUGUUACUCUAUUUUGGUGUUUGUAUUUAUAUCCUCAGAAAACGGGUUUUUAUAUUCAAAUUUCCAGACUGGUGGUGA